This is a messenger RNA of Aspergillus terreus NIH2624, 1509 nucleotides long. RefSeq lists its product as uncharacterized. The transcript has 2 exons. The coding region runs from base 1 to 1509 and encodes 502 amino acids. Gene Ontology annotation, biological process: glucan catabolic process. Gene Ontology annotation, molecular function: glucan endo-1,6-beta-glucosidase activity. The record is from RefSeq and is a predicted model, not a curated record. Gene Ontology annotation, cellular component: extracellular region; cell surface. Lineage: Eukaryota; Fungi; Ascomycota; Eurotiomycetes; Eurotiales; Aspergillaceae.
AUGAGCACACCGCACGCUUCGCCACCAUCGGUGGAUGACAUAUUCCGCUAUCGAUAUCAGCAUGGCACAAAUGUGGGACCCAUCUUUAUGCAUGGACCAUGGCUGGACAACAACGCCUUUGAGACGGAUCUCAACAGCACGAGGGAACUGGGGGAGAUAAAACGUUCGAUUGAGACAAAAGGGCUUGACGAAACUCGAUCGGACUGGGAGUCUCACUGGCGGACAGCACUGACCGAUGAUGACCUCGUAUGGCUCAGAACCGUCGCUAAAUGCAAUUCUAUACGGUUACCCGUUGGGUUUUUCACAUUUGGUCCUGUGUUCUGCAUAGGGUCACCUUUCGAAGGGGAGCCAUCUCAGGUGUAUAACAACUGCUGGAACACUGUGAGACAUCUGCUCAGGAAGUGCUACGACCACGGUAUCGGUGUCUUGAUUGACUUCCAGACAAUCCCGGGACGGUCUCAAGGUCGUGAUCGUACCGGUAAUGAGACAACUGUUGAUGCUUGUCCGAGUUCCAGUAAUUGGAGCCUAGCUAGAGACUGUGUCGCUUUCAUCGUCCAGGAAGUGACUUUUCAUGCCAUGAGUGAGGUGAUUGGUGUGCAAAUAUCGAGUGACACGGACUGGAAGACGUGUGAUCUCGAAAAAUGGUAUGAUGAGGUCCUCGAAAUCGCGAGCUCCAUCAAUCCAUCCUUGCCGAUGUUUAUCAGCGAUGGUGGAGAUCUUUCUGCAGCGCUAGAUCUUGCCAUGUCGAAGAACCAGUUUCCGACGCGUGUAGGAAGAAGCCCCAUUGUCGUGGAUACUCACCGGUAUUAUACUGCCGAAAAAUAUCGCUCUAUGGACCCGAUGUCCGUCAUUCAACAAAUACCAAGUGAGCUCGCAGAGCUUGAGGCUCGUCAGAAGAAUGUUGUUGCUCAGGGUACAGCUGUGGAUGUGUACGUGGGCGAGUACAGCUGCGCAAUGCACCCCCAAAGCUGGUCUUGUGCGAAAGCUUCCGAAUAUCCUUCUUUAAUGAGAACCUUUGGCCAGGCGCAAGGAAAGCAGUGGGCGUCGAAAGCCUGCGGAUCCGCGUUUUGCGGCUUUAAGAUGCAUGGACUUGGCGGCGACGCUUGGAAGCUCGAACAGCAAGUCGAUGCAGGUAAUAUUUCUGCUCCAGUUUGGCUCGCACUCCCACAAACGCGAAUUCAAAAAUUACUACAGCAAGCAGAAUCUCAGAGGGAACACGUUCGCGGAGGAUCAUUGUCACACGAGUCAAGCCUCUUGAGUUCCUCAGAAUGUCACUAUUAUGAACUGGGAUGGGACACUGGAUUCAGCGAUGCAUUAAACUUCUUCGGCGCAGUAUCUCAUGGCAUCAUACCUGGUGGUGGCGAAGGAGGAGACAGGAUUGGAGCUCUUGAGUUGUGGAUUCGAAAGCGAAUUUCUAGAACAAAUUCGCUUGAUAAACAGCUCGGAAGGGCCUGGGAGAAAGGUUUAAGGAAAGGUGUGGACGAUUUCUACAAGAUAGUCCGCAUCUAA